Molecule: messenger RNA, 921 nt
Organism: Brugia malayi
Lineage: Eukaryota; Metazoa; Nematoda; Chromadorea; Rhabditida; Onchocercidae
Exons: 8
Coding region: 1-921 (306 amino acids)
Biological process (GO): mRNA splicing, via spliceosome
Cellular component (GO): catalytic step 2 spliceosome
Molecular function (GO): protein binding
Source: RefSeq, a predicted model, not a curated record
AUGGUGGAUCUGUCAGAUACGAACCUUCCGAAGAUACUUCUUCGAACGAUCGAUUGUAAGCAGGGUGCUGUUAGAGCUGUUAGAUUUAACGUGGAUGGGAACUACUGUUUGUCGUGUGGUGCAGACAAGUCGGUGAAGUUAUGGAAUCCGUAUAAAGGAACACUUCUAAAGACUUAUACAGGAACAGGUUGGGAGGUUCUAGAUGCUCAAGGUUCCAGUGAUAAUUCGAUGAUACUUGUUGGUGGCAUGGAUAAACAAUUAACGGUAUUUGAUGUUGAGACGGGGAAAAUAACACGACGCUGGCGAGGACACAACGGUCAAGUUAACAGUGUGGCAUUCAAUGAAGAAUCAACGGUGGCAAUAUCUGCUUGCCAAGACGGCAUCGUGCGAUGUUUUGAUAUUCGUGAUAAAAAUACGCCGAUACAGCAGAUGGAUGAAGCCACUGAUGCUGUGUUAACAGUUGAUGUUAAUUCUCAUGAGAUUGCUUCGGGUUCAGCUGACGGUAGUGCUCGUAUCUAUAGCAUUCGGGACGGAAAGCUAACUGAUGACUUCCUCGGCGAUAGUGUUACAUCGUUGCAUUUCUCGGCAGAUGGUCAAUGUUUACUUGCGUCCACUAAAGAUGGCUUCAUUCGGCUGAUUGAUAAAAUGAAUGGACAACUACUAGCAGACUAUACAGGUCAUGCAAAUACUGAAUAUCGUGUGGAAAGCUGUCUACUUGCAACUGAUGCGCAUGUUGUGAGCGGUUCUGAAGAUGCUCAUUUGUACAUCUGGAGUUUAAUCGAGAUGAAGAUAUUACAUAAGUUGCCGCAUCCAAGUUCUGUAGUGCACUCGGUUAGCUCACAUCCAAAGAAGCCAAUAUUGCUGUCUUCAUCAACAACAAAUAUAUUUCUUUGGGGAAUGCAAAAAGAAGAAAAUAUAUGA